GGAACAAGUGCUGGGUUUGGACUACUAGUCCUGUGUCACAAGUGUGUUAACUGGUCGAAAGGAAGGCACCUCCACCCGGUUUUCGGAUUUAUUACUAGUUACUAGAGUAUCUCUGCGACGGAGACAUGUCGAGCGCUGGCUUCACCAGUCCCUUCGGGGCGAAUGCCAACCCAUUUGGCUCCUCAAGAGCUGAAGCCGGGCCUAUGCACAGGCUCGUUGAGGAGGACGAGAACGACACGGUUACUUCCCCAACAACUCCGAGCUUUGGACUCACCGGAGGCGGUGGUUUUAGGGGACCCUUUGGUGCUGAUGCCUCGGCGGAUUCGCCCGUUUCGGCUUUGAGAAAUCCGCCAAACCCCGACAGCUACCCGGCUCAGUAUAACUUUGCUCGUCGAACUUCGGUCUCGGCAGAGUCUCUCAAGCCUGUUGCCGAUACCUACGAUAACUGGUCACCUCCGGUGUACCCCAAGUCGCAAGAACAGCUGGAGCGCCUGAAGAAAUCCAUUAGCGGCAACUUCCUGUUUAGCCAUCUGGACGAGGAACAAAGCUAUCAGAUUCUCGGCGCGUUGGUAGAGAAACCAAUUCCCACCAAGGGAAUCAAGGUAAUUACUCAAGGUGAUGCUGGCGAUUUCUUCUACGUUGUCGAGAAAGGAUCAUUUGAUGUUUAUGUCAACAGCAGCGGUUCGCUGCAGCCGGGACCUGAUGGGAUGGGCCAAAAUGUGGGCCUGAUCGAGGCAGGUGGAUCUUUUGGCGAACUGGCGCUCAUGUACAACGCUCCGCGCGCAGCCACUGUCAUCUCGGCCGAGCCGCACUGCACGCUAUGGGCUUUGGACCGCCUGACAUUCCGCCGGAUCUUGAUGGAGUCGACGUUUGCCCGCAGGCGCAUGUACGAGAACUUUCUAGAGGAGGUCCCUCUUCUGUCGAGCCUGACCCCGUACGAGCGAUCCAAGAUUGCCGACGCGCUGGAGAGCCAGAAGUUCCCGGCGGGCUACACCAUCAUCCGGGAGGGCGACCCGGGACAUUCGUUCUUCUUGCUGGAAGCUGGCGAGGCGGUUGCGCAUAGGAGCGACAACCCGACCCCGGUCAAGCGCUACAAGAAGGGUGAUUUCUUUGGCGAGCUUGCGUUGUUGAAUGACGCGCCCCGUGCGGCCAGUGUUGUCAGCGAGACCGAGGUCAAGGUGGCCACGUUGGGGAAGUCGGCCUUCCAGCGACUGCUUGGCCCGGUUGAGGGCAUUAUGAGGAGGACCAAGUACGUGGGCGUCAAGUCUGGCGUCGAAGAGAUGGAUCCACUGCAGGUGCCUUGAGGACGGCGUGUUUUUUAGACGAUGUUGCAGCUGCCGUAACCAGGGUGCGGAGGGCGGAAGGACGCAAAGACGAGGGUUGUUGUUUGGUCGGGACGGCGUUCUGGAUUCACCGAACCUUUACCUCUAUCAAGGGGAAUUGCUCCUAACGGUCAUCUGAU
Messenger RNA from Lasiosphaeria miniovina, 1462 nucleotides. Its product is annotated as camp-dependent protein kinase regulatory subunit-like protein. The record is from RefSeq and is a predicted model, not a curated record. Gene Ontology annotation, biological process: negative regulation of cAMP-dependent protein kinase activity. NCBI's taxonomy places the organism in Eukaryota, Fungi, Ascomycota, Sordariomycetes, Sordariales, Lasiosphaeriaceae. Bases 126 to 1304 code for a protein of 392 amino acids. Gene Ontology annotation, cellular component: cAMP-dependent protein kinase complex; nucleus. The transcript has 3 exons. Gene Ontology annotation, molecular function: cAMP binding; protein kinase A catalytic subunit binding; cAMP-dependent protein kinase inhibitor activity.